AUGGACCAGUCGAGCUCGCCGGCGGCGACGCUGAUGAUGCGACCGCGCGUGGCCGUGGCGGUCAUCACGGCGACGGCAGCACUGUCGAUCGGCAUCGGGAUACUGCUGGAGCACCUGCGGCAGACGCGAUGGGGCAAGCGCAGCAGCAGCAACAGCAGUGGUGGACUGCACAGACGAAACGCGGUGCGACGACCACACGGGACCAGUCGCGAGGACCACCGGCGGACAGACGAGACGGCAGCGCCGUUUGCGGACGAGAACGAGCGGGUAGACGUGGCCGAGACGGUGGUGGACGACGGCGGCGUGGAUGAGCGCUGGCUCGACGACAUGACGCAGGCAGUAGUGCAACGGGCUGGCCAGAACAUUGUCAGUCUGCUCUUCCGGGUGUCGGAGGACAACGCUCGACGCAGCGCGUAUGUGCAUCGUGGCUGUGCGUGCAACGCGUGUGGGAUAGUGCCGAUCCGUGGGAUUCGUUACCGCUGUGCCAACUGUGCCGAUUUCGACCUCUGCGAGACGUGCGAGUCGCAGGGGCUACACACCAAGACGCACAUCUUCUACAAGGUCAAGAUCCCGGCACCGCCGUUUGGCCCUCGUCAGAUGCAGCCGGUCUGGUAUCCUGGCGAUCCCGACAACUGCGCGCCGUCACUGCCGCGCGGCCUGAUGGCACGGCUCUCGCACGAGACCGGCUUCGAGCGGCAGGAGCUCGAGGCUUUUUGGGAGCAGUGGACGUACAUGGCCAACACGGAGUGGCGCGAGGACCCUGAUGAGCUCGGACUCGCCAUGGAUCGCCGGACGUUUGAGCGCUGUCUCGUGCCGUCGGGCGGCUAUCGCCAGGCGGUGCCAAACCUGAUCCACGACCGCAUGUUUGCCUUUUACGACACCAACAACGACGACCUCAUCGGCUUCUCCGACCGCCGCGAUUUCCUUCGCUUCUUCCGCGCCUACUUUGUCCUCUACAAGCAGAUGCACAAGGACAUCAUCGAGGGCCUCGACGACCAGGCCAUGAGCACCCCCGAGACUCACCAGCUGGUGGCUGGCCGCACUCCGCUGAGCAGCCUGUUUGGCCGCGAGGGUCGUGUCCCGCCUGCCGACUUGCGCCGCGUUCUCGACGGCAAGCUGCUCAACCGUGCCUCGGGCGAGGUCGUCCUCCGCGACGGCUUUCCACCCGACGUCGUCAGCGAGAGCCGUCCGGACACGGUGUCGCGCAACGCCAUCCUCGAGGGUCUCUUUGCCCGCGCCGAGUUCUUUGGCAGCGGCGAUCUGAUGGACGACCAGCUGUUUGCGUCCGCCUCGGUCGGUAACAGCCAUCACCAUGGCGGCGACGAUGGCCGGGACACGUCUGCGGCCGCAAACUACUGGGACGCGCUGAUGAACCCGCCGACGUCGGUGCAGGAGCUGCCGGCGCUGCUGCUGGGCCGCCGCGACUCGAACCUGCACGAGCGGUGGGUCCGGCGGCAGUUUUACCUGGACGAAGAGGAGGGCGCGACGCCGCCGGUGGACUGGGACGAUGGAGAGGACGUGAUUGUGCAGCAGCAACAGCAGCAGCAACGGCAACAGGACGCGCAGGCCAGGAACGCCAAGACGCAGCGGUCGCGGUCAUCGUCCAAGGUGCGGUUUGCCGAGGACACGGAGGACUACGAGAUCCAGUCGACGUCAUCGCGCAGCGUGCCGGAACGAUGGGGUGGCAUGGAGAUUCCCGGGGCCGAGAAGGACGCCGGCCAGGAGAUCUUGUACCAGGUGAUGCAGCAGGCCUUCAACGAGCUGCUGGACAUCCUCUUCAAGGAAAAGGAGGACCUGUCGGUUCUGGCUGGACAGACGAAGAGCGCACGCGAGGAGCAUCGGCAUCUGUUUGAGGCGAUCGACGUAGGCAGGCCAGCCGAAGAGACAGCGGCGACGGGCGGAGAGGAAGCAGAUCCGUUUCUGAUGGAUCUGCUUGUUCGGAGCGGUUAUCAGGUGCUUAAGAAGGAGGAAGAGGUAGUGAAGGAGGAGGAAGGGGAGAAUGAAGAGAAGGAGAUUGAAGAGAAGGAGAACGAAGAGAAGGAGAAUGGCGAGAAGGAAAACGACAGGAAGGAGAAUGACGAGAAUGACGAAAACGACAGACCAGACAGACCAGAAGCGCCUGCUGACAAAUCAGUGACGAUUCCACUUCUGCACGUCAACGGCUCGGCAGUCGGUCAAGGCAGCGAGCAACCGAUCGGCAGAGAGCCAACUUGCAGAGAGCCGACAUACAGAGAUCCGACGAUGCCGCAGUUCCGACCCAACUCGGCAGCAGACCUGGAGGACAGGGAGGAAGAAGAGCGCGAUGGGCUCUUCGCAGACGCACUCGCCGCUGUCUCGACAGCGGCAACAGUGGCGACCAGUUCAGGCGGACCGUCAACGCCGACCGCGCACGGCUUUUCGACCCUGUCUGCGGCAGCAACGAGCGAGAGCGACAGCAAUGGUGGCAGCAGCAACAGCAGCAACAGCAGCCGAAACAGAAGCGGAAACGGAAACGGCAACAGCCGAAACGGCAGAAACGGCCACGACCGAAACGGUACACACAGCACGCAGACGCCCAUUCCCCAGGCGACGCUGGUCCAGUGGAAGAAGCUGGACCUGGCCGAACAAGAAGCGGCCCAGCGUGGCGGCUGGGGCAGGCUGAGCUACCCCGAGUUCGAGGCCAUCUUCAAGGCCGAGGAGGCGUCUAACAACCGUCUCGACUACCUCGGUAGCUGGAUCGACUUUUGCAUUCCUUGA
This is a messenger RNA of Grosmannia clavigera kw1407, 2736 nucleotides long. RefSeq names its product ef hand domain containing protein. Gene Ontology annotation, molecular function: K63-linked polyubiquitin modification-dependent protein binding; protein kinase C binding; zinc ion binding. The coding region runs from base 1 to 2736 and encodes 911 amino acids. The transcript has 3 exons. Gene Ontology annotation, biological process: aggrephagy; mitophagy; endosome organization. The record is from RefSeq and is a predicted model, not a curated record. Gene Ontology annotation, cellular component: aggresome; amphisome. NCBI's taxonomy places the organism in Eukaryota, Fungi, Ascomycota, Sordariomycetes, Ophiostomatales, Ophiostomataceae.